UCUCGGAAGCCGCGUUCGAGCGGGGCUAGGUUCGAAGAGGAGCGGUACUGCCGUUGUUUCCUGCUCGCCGCUCCGGGCCGUCCCGUCCCGUCCCGUCCCGUCCCCUUCCUUCCGUGCGCGGUGGGAGGGAGGGUGCGGUGUUGUCAGUGCCGCCACCGCCUUGCCAUCUUAAAGCGCUCCUCUCCGCCCGGCAGUGUCCACCUAGCGCUCCAGAGGCUUUGCUGAGAUGAAGUGGCUGCUUCUUGAGUAGUACCUGAUGAUUUUUUGGGAGUAUGACAUCAAAGGCCAUCAAAGAGAUGAAUAUCAGCAAGUGGGGAUUCAAGUCUGGUGAUUCCAAAUCUGAAUCAGAAUUGCAGGUGUAUAAGAAAGAAAAUGCGGCUCUGAAAAAGUCUUUGGAAGAAAUCAUUAAGGGCAAAAGCAAAAUGACACCUGAAGAAAGGAAGAGGCUUCUGGAGAAAAUACUUGCCCUUGAAACGGAAACAGAAGAAUAUAAAAGUAAACUUGGAAAGAAAGAUCAAGAAAUCCAGGUCCUGAAAGAUGAGUUAAGGAGUAGAAGCAAAAAUACAGAUACUGCUUCUCUACGUGGUCAACUAGAAGAGAAAACAAAAGAAGUGGCUAAACGGGAGCAGCUACUGAAUUCCCUCUCAGAAGAGGUAGAAUGGCAGAAAAAUCAUAUAUCUGCAGUUUCUGCAAGAUGUACAGAUCUUGAAAGCAGAGCCGGUAAUGUCCAGAUCUCCCAGGAGAAGACUGCACACUGUCCUGGAACAACAGUCAACACACAUGAAAUUGAAAUUCAGCUGAAAGAUGCUUUAGAGAAAAACCAGCAGUGGCUAAUAUAUGACCAGCAACGGGAGGCUUAUGUUCAGAGUCUCUUAGCAAGGAUUUUUGAACUUGAGCAGCAGCUAGAAACUGUUAAUCAACAGCAAGCAAAAGAAGAUGACAAGCAGAGAUAUUAUGAACAGAUGUUGGCAACAGCUGAAAGAAAUCUGGAAGCAGAAAGGCAAAUUGUGUCCCAGCUGCAUGCUGAUCUUAAUGAAUUGCAAAGGAAAUAUGAUGAAAUUAAGCAAGAGGCAAUAAAUGUGAAUGGUCUACUGAAGCUGCAGAAGCAAGCUGAUAUUAAGACCCUUCAGGAUGAAAACCACAUCAAAGGGCAGAUCCUGCAAAGGCUUACACAUGAAAAUGAAGUGGCCAGAAAAAAACUGGAUGAAGAAAAGAAGCGUACACAAACCCUCUCGUCUCAGGUUGAAGUGCUCCACAGGUCUUUGCUAAAACAGCAAGAAGAACACACAAGAAUAGCAGCUUUGGAACAACAGAUCCAGUCAUGCACAUCAGACUUUGAGAAUGAAAAGCUAGAUCGCCAGAACCUGCAACACCAGUUGAACAAAGUCCUUAAGGAACUGAGGAAGGCAAGAGACCAAAUUACUCGUCUUGAGCCCUCAUUUUUUUUUCAGAAGCUUCCAGAACGUGGUGGAUGUUUAGAAGUCUUAGACAACUUCCAGUCCACUUUUGAAGACAAGUUGAUAAUACAAGACAAACGUUCUUCACCAAAACGUGCAAGUCUUCUGGAUGAAAGUUUCCUGGAAUGCCCCAAAUGUAAAACCCAAUAUCCUACAAGCCAGCAUAGGGAAUUAUUAGCUCAUAUUGAUUUCUGUGCAGUUUAAGUCCUAGAGGAAGCCUGUAGCUACAUCUCAAUACACCCAUGUAAUUUAACUGAAAAUAAUAGCUUUUUAAAAACAACUCAUGAAGAUGCUAAAGGACUACAGUUCAUAUUUCAGCUAAAACAUUUGUGCUGUAAUUCAUUGUUUAUGAAGGACUAGGCAGUAAACAACUUUGAGCACUGUAUCUUGAAUUCUGAACUACUGAUUGUGUUUGCACUCUCGGGCAAGAAAGUUAUUUUACUUUCUGUAGGCUAAUGCAUCAUGCAAAUUUUCAAUUACUGCCACUUUUACUUUACUGGAUUAACAUACGAUUCUUUGCCUUGCCUACAGAAAUGCAUUUUGACAUUUCUGUUUUCCAAGGCCCUCUAACAUUUGCAAAAAGGAAAAUGUUUUUAAUACCCAAUGAGCUGUGAGCAUGUAGUCCACAUGAGGGAAUGCAUGGAGACAGUUGGGUGUAAGAGGAAAAAAAAUAAAGUAGCCCAACUUCUAAUUUCCGCUGAACUUUUCUUUGCAAAAAGAAAGCAAGUCCCAAAUUCAGAACAUCAGGGUGUGUCUUGACCAUUGCCUCCAUUUUGUUUGAGAUAUGCUCUCGUUUGCACUUGUUAUCCCUGAGCUGAAAGCUUAGGGAUAUAACUUAUCAGGGAACCUGUAUAAGGAAAUGCUUUUUAAAAUAAUAAAAUGGAAUUGGCUAUGCCAGCGAUACUCUACAUAUGUCUUUUUUAAAUAUCAGGAAUGGCUGUACCUGCAGUUGUUAGUUACUCCCUCUUGAAUUUAUUGUACCUCCUGUGCUGCUCCUUUGUUUCUAAUCUCUACUGUGCUAUUUCUUCAGUAUGAUAUAGGCUGUAGUCAUUGCUUCUUAAAAUUUGAUUGGAUUGUAUCCCCUUCUUUAGGAGACACUGUGUAUUUAUGGCUUAUAAAGCUAUUACUAAACUAGAUAUGAGCAAUAACCACCACACAGAUAUUUCACAUCAAUCUGAAAAUAAUUACUGUUACCAAAAUCAUUGGCACUCAGAUCAUUAAUUACCAUGCAAAUUGGGUGGAAAGCUUCUUGUAUGCCAAGGAGAUAUGGAUAAAAUGAAAGGGAGAAAGUGGUCUUGGGUCAGUCCUCUCUGUGCUACAGAAUAACCAUGAACAUCAGAGUCAUGAUCACACCAACUAUACUCUGUUCUGUAUUAGUCAUCUGCUAUGCAGAAUAUGUUUUUCUAUGAGUUUCACCAGAUAAUUCUGCUAGUGGAGAGGAGAGAGAUUUCCAGGCCUGGGAAUUGAAAUUCAUGUAUCAUAAAGGUAGACAACGUGUGACCUACAGCAAUAUGUAGCCAUUUGAUUCCAUUUUUCUGAAGUUUUUUCUUUAUCCACAAUUUCUGAAAAUUGAUGUCACUGUUGCAUGG
This is a messenger RNA of Python bivittatus (Burmese python), 3046 nucleotides long. RefSeq names its product centrosomal protein 55 (gene CEP55). Gene Ontology annotation, cellular component: midbody. Lineage: Eukaryota; Metazoa; Chordata; Lepidosauria; Squamata; Pythonidae. Gene Ontology annotation, biological process: mitotic cytokinesis; regulation of phosphatidylinositol 3-kinase/protein kinase B signal transduction; establishment of protein localization. The record is from RefSeq and is a predicted model, not a curated record.